Molecule: messenger RNA, 627 nt
Organism: Necator americanus (New World hookworm)
Lineage: Eukaryota; Metazoa; Nematoda; Chromadorea; Rhabditida; Ancylostomatidae
Exons: 2
Coding region: 1-627 (208 amino acids)
Source: RefSeq, a predicted model, not a curated record
AUGGAAAAGAACAUCUGCUAUCAACAACGAAGGAGUAAAGAAGUCGUCUGCGACGACUGUAUGCUCAAGGACUCCUUGUUUCAAGGUGACUUGCACAUCGAGGAGGACCCAAACGUUGACUUCGAGAUGCUGCUUAGAAGAUUACGAGCCUGCGCCUCGAAACCGCGCAUGACAAACUUAGAUCGAAUUUCGAAGAACACUAAGGAAUUGUUGGAAAGAAGAAGGGCUUUGAAGCCUGAUCCGAAUGCAUCGCAUAUUGCGCGAGAUCUCCGCGAAUGUAAUGUUCCGCUAGCAGCCUUGCUUAGCGAACACGGGACUCGCAUGUCUUCUUGUGGUGAGAUGGAAAUCAUUACGAAGAGGUUCUACUCGAACCUUUUCCGUUCAUUAACUCCUGUGUCGAGCCCGAUCAUCCCCAUUGGUAAAGCUCCACCACUUCUUCCUUCGGAAGUACGAGUCGCUAUCAAGAGCAUGAAACCUGGCACAACCCCCGGACCUGAUUUCAUAUCAGCAGAAUUUCUUCGGGCUGGUGGUCAUCCUCUCCAUCUUACCAGCGCACGUGACAUCCUACCUCCAGAAAGAAAGGAUCCCAGACCAUUGGAAGACCUUGCGAUUCGUUCUUAUUCAUAA